AUGCUCUUGCCCAUCGACACGAGGAAUUCUAUCUACGAGAAGAUUAUCCAGGACGGUGUUCUGACGGCAAGGAAUGAUAUACGGCCGUGUUACAUGCAUCCAACCAUUAACACCCGGAAUCUCUAUGUUAUCAAGACGAUGCGUUCACUAAAGUCUCGCGGGUGUGUUCGUGAACAAUACGCAUGGCGGACGUACUAUUGGUUUCUUACCAACGACGGCCUGACACAUUUACGAGAGGUUCUGCACCUCCCAUCUGACAUUAUUCCCGCAACGAUGAAGCAGCCUCCGCGAGAUAUACGCGCUAUGGGACUUGGUAUGGAGCCGGCUGGUAGAGGAGGCCCAUCUGAUGGUCGCAUGGCCUUCCGACGCGGUCCUGUUACCCCCGGUGCACCAGGUUUCGGUAUGCCAGGCAAAGACGCCGCAUUCGGGGAUGGGGAGAUUCAAUUCCGUGGUGGAUACGGUCGUGGAAGACCUCUGUAA
Dicrocoelium dendriticum is the source of this 480-nucleotide messenger RNA. The record is from the annotation of a GenBank genome assembly. NCBI's taxonomy places the organism in Eukaryota, Metazoa, Platyhelminthes, Trematoda, Plagiorchiida, Dicrocoeliidae.